CUUAUUAAUUGAAGAGGUGUGGCUUCGCCCACGUGGUUUUGGCACACUCAAGCAUGUUUGCCAGUAAAUACAAUCCAGUGACUGGUAAGAAUGAAUGGAUAGUGACUAAUAAAGAUUAUGAUGAUAUGGAGACUGAUCUAUCACAAGAAUUCUCAAGGUCACAUUAUGGUGAUAUGGUUCACGACAUGGAGAGAAAUGAGAAAUACUAUUAUGGGUUACGUUGGGCGAUAUGUCACUGGGAAUCCAAAGGGGUGGAGCCUCGGGUCCUUGAUAUUGGAACUGGUACUGGACUACUGUCACUGAUGGCUGGAAGAUGGGGGGCAACUAACAUAACAGCAUGUGAAGUUUUGUCUCCGAUGGUCAAAAUUGCUAAGGAGGUUGUGAAAGUGAACGGAUACGAUAAAGUGAUAAAAAUAAUUAAUAAACGAUCAACUGAACUAACAGUAGGACUUGGUUGUGAUAUUCCUUAUAAAGCUAAUGUGUUGGUCAGUGAAGUGUUUGAUUCUGAGCUGAUAGGAGAAGGAGCCAUUGAGACCUUCACUCAUGCAAAGAAAUACUUACUGACAGAGGAUGCAUUAAUUAUCCCUUCCAAGGCUACAGUUUAUGUUAGAUUGAUGGAAAGUCCGUUUCUGUUUCAGUCACAAUCAAUUGACACCAAUCAAUUUCCUCAUGAACUCAAUAUUAAGAUCCCUGGAGACUGGAAACAUUGCCCAGGCCCGGCCUCACUAUGGGAUCUUCACUUAGAAGAAAUUAAAGAUAAAUGUACAAUAUUAUCAGACCCAGUGGCAGUGGGAGAGUUUGAUUUUUCUGAUCCUAAUCUACCCAAGAAGAGGGUUUUCCCCUUUGUAUCAGUCACACCCACUCAUACAGGUGUUCUUCAUUCUAUUGCUGUGUACUGGAGUAUCAGUAUGCCCCAGGGGGUGGAGCUUAGCAUGUCACCAUGGCAACAAGAUCAUCAAUGGCGUGAUCAUUGGUUGCCUUGUGUUCAGAUAUUAAGUGAUCCAAUCAACAUUAAUAAAGGUGAAACCGUGAAUAUUCAAUUAGUUAAUGAUGAGUUUACACUAUGGACUGUCAUUGAAAACAAUAUUAAUUUCUCUCCCCAUUCUCCUCCAUUGUGUUCCUGUGGUGUCCACAUGUCCUUCAGUAGAGGAAGAUUAAGAAUGAUUAAUGAUAAGGAGAGGAAUGAAAGGAUUAACCAAUCACUGGGAGAGUUGUUAGUUGGUAAAUCAACUGUUCUGUGUGUUGGUGAUGGUUCAUUUCUUCCAUUAUUUUGUGCUAAUUAUAAAUCAGUUAAAAAGAUAUUCUCAGUUGAGAGCAAUCAUCACUCCUUCAUGACAAUGGAACAAAUCAUAUCUUGUUCCUCAUUAUCAGACUCCAUUAGUUUAUUGUCUGUUGAUCCUAAUGACAUCACGCCCACUCACUUAAUUGGACACUCUAUUGAUGUCCUGUUAGCUGAACCAUUCUUUGUUUCCAUGACGUUACCAUGGCACUCUCUCUACUUCUGGUAUGUACGGACUGCACUAGAUCCUCUUCUGUCAACUGAUUGCGCAAUAACUCCAGGCUCCGCCCACUUAAUGGGAUUAGCCGUUAAAUUUGAAAACCUUCAUCUAUUAAAACAUUCUCUUGGAAAAGUUGAAGAAUUUUACUUAACCCCAUAUGAUGAUGCAGUAAUGGAAAGUAUUCCUGAUAUUAAUAAGUCCUUGCCUCCUGAGGAUUAUUCACUGUGGGAAUAUCCCUCCUACCCCCUCAGUGGGAUCCAGACACUAAUGAAAUUUGACUUUGCAUCUCCGGUUCCGAAAGACACAAUAUUGAGAGAGAAAGGAAGUUGGUCGUUGACCACACCCACUUCUUGUCACGGGAUUGUUCUUUGGAUGGAGUACAGUACUGGAUGGACUCCAGUUUUAUUAGACGAGCCCAUAUUUGGUCAUAAGUUGAACUGGUCGUCCAAUCAGAAUCAAGGAGUGUGUUUCUUUGUAAAGGAGGAUUAUGAGGGGGAGGGGUCAGUAGGCGUGGCUUAUGAUAUCAGUAUGAACACUGAAACUGGUGACUUGGGUAUGGAAUUUGAACUAAUUUUUUAACUACAAACUACAUUGAAGCAAUGUACUUUUAUGUGGCUGUUUUAAAAUGUUGAAAUUGAAAAAAAUCAAAA
Molecule: messenger RNA, 2149 nt
Organism: Amphimedon queenslandica
Lineage: Eukaryota; Metazoa; Porifera; Demospongiae; Haplosclerida; Niphatidae
Product: protein arginine N-methyltransferase 7-like
Exons: 18
Coding region: 54-2078 (674 amino acids)
Biological process (GO): chromatin remodeling; peptidyl-arginine methylation, to asymmetrical-dimethyl arginine
Molecular function (GO): protein-arginine N-methyltransferase activity; histone methyltransferase activity
Source: RefSeq, a predicted model, not a curated record